Molecule: messenger RNA, 720 nt
Organism: Coffea eugenioides
Lineage: Eukaryota; Viridiplantae; Streptophyta; Magnoliopsida; Gentianales; Rubiaceae
Product: oxalate oxidase 1-like
Exons: 1
Coding region: 1-720 (239 amino acids)
Cellular component (GO): cell wall
Molecular function (GO): manganese ion binding
Source: RefSeq, a predicted model, not a curated record
AUGGCAUACCAGAGCGCCUACAAUAUGAAUUACCAGAUACUACUAUGCUUGAUACUCUUCUCCCUAGGCCUUCUCCUACCACUGCCAUCCCAUUCUGCUGAUCCAAGCCCACUGCAAGAUUUCUGCGUUGCAGAUCUUGAUUCCUCUUUAUUCAUUAAUGGCUUUCCGUGCAAAAACCCUGAUAACGUAUCUUCACAAGACUUCUUCGCCAAUGGGUUCCAACAAAGUCCAGGAGAAUUCAAUAUUUUCGACGUCAAUGUCACUCGGCAAGAUGUUCAUCGAUUUCCAGGACUCAACACUCUAGGGCUGUCAAUGAACCGAGUGGUUUUGAAGCCUGGAGGGCUGAAUGCACCCCACGUCCACCCUCGUGCAUCCGAGCUGGCUCUAGUCAUGGAUGGAAAACUGUUUGUAGGCUUGGUGACAACCGGAAACGUUUUCUACUGGAAAAUUGUGACUUCAGGAGAGUUGUUUGUGAUUCCUCCUGGGCUAGUGCACUUCCAACUGAAUAUUGGACACGAGAACGCACGCUUCUUCGCCUCGUUCAACAGUCAAAAUCCAGGGAUUCAGUUCGCCCCCCUUGCUCUUUUUAACUCCACGCCUUCGAUUCCUGAUCUCGUGUUGAGUAAAGCAUUUCAAGUAAAUCAAAGUAUCAUUGAGCUCAUUAAGUCUAGGUUUGCAACUGUGUCGACUGUGUCGACCGUGCUUAAGUCAUCUUACUAA